AUGUCUCCGACACCACACAACCGCCAACACAUCUCUGCGACAACCACCCUAUUCAUUCUCACUUUCUUGAUUGUCUGCCUCUUCCCAAACUUAUUUCAUUUUCUUUGGCAAUUUCCUCUCACACUUGUGGGACUUGCAUCCUCGACGUCGAGCAGGUCUACCCCACGUCAUACCCCACCAUCAGCGACAAUGACGGGCUCUUGGUUCCAGAAGCAGUUCACGCUCCCUGCGCGGUCGCGCGGCUCCUACCUCAUCACCGAUGAGGUCGUCGGCCAGCUCCCGGAACUCAAGAACUACAAGGUCGGCAUCCUUCACUUGUUCGUGCAGCAUACGAGCUGCGCCCUCAGCCUCAACGAGAACUGGGACGAUGACGUCCGGGCCGACAUGAGUGAUGCGCUGGACCGUAUCGCACCUGAGGCCGGCCCCAAGGGCCAGGAGCUGUACCGCCACAGCGCCGAGGGCCCUGAUGACAUGCCGGCUCACAUCAAGAGCGCCCUUGUGGGCGCAAGCGUUACAAUUCCCAUCAAGGACGGCAGACUGGCUACGGGAACCUGGCAAGGAAUUUGGUACUUGGAGUUCAGAGCUAGCAAACACCAGCGCCGGCUGGUGGCCACCAUUCAGGGAGAGCCCAAGGCAUGA
This is a messenger RNA of Colletotrichum truncatum, 639 nucleotides long. RefSeq names its product UPF0047 protein C4A8.02c. NCBI's taxonomy places the organism in Eukaryota, Fungi, Ascomycota, Sordariomycetes, Glomerellales, Glomerellaceae. The record is from RefSeq and is a predicted model, not a curated record.